Messenger RNA from Micropterus salmoides (largemouth bass), 717 nucleotides. Its product is annotated as trace amine-associated receptor 4-like. Bases 1 to 717 code for a protein of 238 amino acids. Gene Ontology annotation, molecular function: trace-amine receptor activity. Gene Ontology annotation, biological process: G protein-coupled receptor signaling pathway. The transcript is spliced from 3 exons. Gene Ontology annotation, cellular component: membrane. The record is from RefSeq and is a predicted model, not a curated record. Lineage: Eukaryota; Metazoa; Chordata; Actinopteri; Centrarchiformes; Centrarchidae.
AUGCAGACCCUGGAGGAAGCUGAACUCUGCUUUCCACAACUCCUCAACACCUCCUGCAAGAAGCACAUUCGCCCUCAGGCUGAGGCAAUGGUCAUUUACAUCGUGAUGUCCUCCAUCUCUCUGCUCACUGCGGCUCUCAACCUGCUGGUCAUCAUCUCCAUCUCCCACUUCAGGCAGCUCCACACCCCCACCAACCUCCUCCUCCUCUCUCUGGCUGUCUCAGACUUCCUCGUGGGCCUCUUUGUGAUGCCGUUUCAAAUCCUCUUCACAGAGCCCUGCUGGCUCCUGGGUGACCUGGUGUGUGUUCUGCAUUAUUUGAUAAAUUUCAUUACUCUCUGUUCCUCACUGGUAAACAUGGUGCUCAUAUCAGUCGACCGCUAUGUGGCUAUCUGUGACCCUCUGCACUACCCCACCAAAAUCACUGCAAAGAGAGUUCAAAUCUUGGUUUUCCUGUGUUGGGGUUACUCUGUUUUCAACAGUGUUAUGUUUUUAUAUGAUAACCUGAAACAACCAGGCAAGUAUAAUUCCUGCUAUGGAGAAUGUGUGAUUAACAUAGUAGGUGCUGCUGGCGUUAUUUUAAACUUCAUCAUUCCCAUCAGUGCCAUCAUCAUCCUGUAUGUGAGAGUGUUUGCAGUGGCUGUGUCUCAGGCUCGUGCCAUGCGCUCCCACAUCACAGCAGUCACACUGAAGAGUUCAGCGACUGCUACGACCUCGUGA